ACACACAUCAAGCCUGAAACUUGAAGCCUCAAGCCUCGAACCCACCCGUCGGUCAACGCGUUGUCACGUCACCACCAACCACCAACCAAAAGGCUUGCUACUGUAUCAAAGCUGACUAUGAUUGGUGGCUGACCACAUGCAAGCCCUGGCGUCGCAAACCUUCCGGCGAAACUCUAUCCCAACAGCACCUCUCCCAUAGAGAAAGAAGAGAGAAAGAAAUUAAUUUUUUUCUUUUUCACUAUCAUCAUAUCACGACCUUUUACGGAAAACUUAACUACAAAAAUGGCGGUUCUGGAAAUCUCCCAAAGACUGGCUUCCCUUACUGACACUCAUAAAGAAGUACUUUACCCACCUUCUCAUAAUCCUUGCAACGUGGCAACUUCAACUAUCUAACAAUGAGCUAAAAAAAAAAAUCCGAAAAAACAGUGCAUGAGCUUAAUAUCUCGCCUCUCAAAGCUCGACACGCCCGGUAACGAUAGCACGAGAACCGAGCUCGCGAACGUGAUACACCAGAGCUUGCGCGACGCCGAGUCCGAGCUUGAGUUGCUGAGCGCACAGGUCGAGGAUGAAGUUGGUGAUGGGGCGCAGGUGGCAUUGAAGAGUAAGGUCGCGAAGAUGGGGGAGGAUCUGAAGAUGUUUGCUUCCCCCCCCCUCUCCGAUAGGAUUAUGGAAGUGGUGGUGGGGAGGCUAAUGCGUGGGGAGGGUUAGUGCGCGAUUGCAAUACCGCAAAGCCCAACUCUUCGCGAAGCGUAAUGCGCUUGCCGCUGAGAAACGGGAACGGGAAGCUUUGCUGGGCGGGUCGGGGAAGAGCACACCGGAUAGUAUCACCGGGAAGCGGAAGGGAAAUCAGAAGUUAUCGUAUGUCACUCCCCCUUUAUCUUUCCUAAAAACGGGGCUGAAUGGUUGAACACAGCCAAAACGACCUCAUCCUCCACGCCUCAACCGACAUCACGACUGCUCUCCGCCGCACGCAUACCCUCCUACAGUCCGAGCUCUCCCGCUCGCAAUUCGCCACGGAGACGCUCAACACUUCCACCGCUGCGCUGCAGGACCUCACCCACCGCUACUCCGCAUUCGACGACAUAAUCUCCUCCUCGCGCGCGCUCAUUUCUGACCUCGUGCGCAAGAACAAGAGCGAUAGGUGGUAUUACGAGAAGGCGAUACAGAUACUCCUUAUAUUGCUGAUCUGGUUGGUUAUUAGGCGGCUCCUGUGGGGCCCUAUUUACCUGGUCCUUGGGGUGCCGUUUCGGAUGACGUGGUGGGGACUCUCCCUUGCUGCUGGGGGAUUGGGUGUUGGCGGGAGGGGGGAGAUUUCUCAGGGCGCGGGAAUGGGCAUGGGUGUGGUUACGACAGUGCAGGUCGCAGGGAUUCCGGAGAGUAUGUUGGAAACGGAGCCUCCUGGAGGGCGCGCUACGCCUGUGCUUGGGGAGGGGGAGAAGUCGAUGAAGGAACAAGUGGAGGGCGUCAUCUAUGGAGAACCAGGGCUCGAAGUGGAAAAAGUGGAAAUGGAAAAAGCUAAGCCGGCAGACAGGAGCCCAAAGCACAGAAGCAUGGAAUAUAAUCCGGAAGAGGAGAGACAAGCCCGGGAAAAAGGCCACCCGGAGACGCAUGACGAGCUCUAACCCUCGGAAUUGCCCACUUUGUUUCAUAGCGCUUUCAUUAGCAGACCAUUUUUCCCUAAUUUGCUAUUCUGCUGUAUUAU
Tuber aestivum (summer truffle) is the source of this 1702-nucleotide messenger RNA. The record is from the annotation of a GenBank genome assembly. Lineage: Eukaryota; Fungi; Ascomycota; Pezizomycetes; Pezizales; Tuberaceae.